AUGUUGACCAACUUCACGGAUAUUACCUCUUCUUACGACUCCAAAUUGGAUGACUAUAUUGAUUAUGUCAAGUCGACAAUCAAAACCCAGCUGGACGACUUCAUAAGUCCUAACAAACCGUUGGAACCCGAAAACCAAUUAUUGGAAUGCACGUACAGUCGCCUUAGAGUGAAUAAUACCCCGAAUUCCUGUCUAGCUGAUAUCGGCAUAGACGCAGGCACUUAUUCGGUGUUUUACAUGCUUUUGGAUGCAGACGGGUUCUACAGUAACCUUACCAAGAUAUACGGUAUUGUUAAAGCAUGGGUUCAAUUUGGGGAGGACCCCUUUAAUAUCACCUGUACUGGGCAGUCAUCACGGAACCCCUGUGAGCCGCUACAUCUAACAGACAAAGGGUUUCCUGUGAAGGCACCGGAUAGCGACAUCACGGUGACCAAUCUCAGGGACAUUAUGACAACUGUAAUGCCUAACAUUCAGAAUCUCACGCAGACGAUGAGUGUUGCCAAGAUGGAGCUGGCGUUGGGUUCGUGGAUGGGUGCAACGGAUGAUAUGGUUCAGUCAAUCUCUAUGGCAAUCUUCUUGCUGAGCCAGCCUGUGACGAACAUACAGAAUGUAGUCAUAACAGCAGACGCUUAUGAUGUCGAGAAAAAGAAGGAGCUGAUCAACGACAUCCUUAUGGAGAUGCUUCUCAUGAUACCCUUCUUAGGCGAGCUGGACCUGGUAGUGGAUGAUGCCUUUGCUGGUAUGUCACGGAUUAUCAUGAUGAUUGGCGAUGCUGGGGUGGGCGUCACAAACAUUUAUUCGAUUGCAGAAGAUCCUAAGAUGGCACCGAUUAUCAUUUUAGAAGCUUUACUACUUACUGGUACGCGGGAUCCGGGGGACUUCUCGACCAUGGCCACUGCGAGGAGAGAUAUGACCAAGGAUGAUUUGGCAAGUUUAGGCACUGAGCUGGAAACACUGGAUGGUCAGUUUCGGAAGAUUGUUGUUAAGUGCUUAGUGUAA
Penicillium verhagenii is the source of this 999-nucleotide messenger RNA. RefSeq lists its product as uncharacterized. The record is from RefSeq and is a predicted model, not a curated record. The transcript has a single exon. Lineage: Eukaryota; Fungi; Ascomycota; Eurotiomycetes; Eurotiales; Aspergillaceae. The coding region runs from base 1 to 999 and encodes 332 amino acids.